GGGGGACCCGCUGGCGCUGGCUGGCAAGAAGAUUGGCGGUACAGGUACCGCCGACCUGUACGAGCUGAUCAAGGCGGAGGUACGGCGGGAUACCUCGGCCAUAAAGGGCCCACGGGGCCUGGGGGACCUCUUCUCGGACGCCGCAGCGGCGGCGAAGACAGCGGCGACUGCAGCGGCCACCGCCAGGGCCGCCAAGCGGCAGCGCGUGGAUGCCUCGGUGUCCCCUGACGGCACCGCGGCCACGGCCUCCGCCGCAGAGGGUACGACAGCCGCCACGGCAGCGGCGAUGGAUGGCGGUGGGGGGGCUGUCGCCGACGCUGUUGAAGACGAUGAGGAUGAGGAGAUGGCGGAGGGUGACGGCGGCGGCGGUGCUGUAGGCGCAUCGGCAGCGGCGGCGACAUCCCCGGCCGGCAAGGCCGUCGGCAGCAAGAAAGGCGAGCUGCGCCCCUACACCUCCGACCUGGACUACCUGGAGAGCUGCUUCAAGCUGCUCAUGACGGAGCUGCUGGCGGGCAAACACAGGAGGGUGCUUGCCUGCAGCGAGGAGGGCAGCGAGGGCGCGGGUCUGCACCCCUCCCUGGAGGACUACGACGACUUCUACGCACCCCACCGGGGCACCACACGGGCUCGGGCUAGCCAGCAGGUGCGGGAGCUGGAGGGGCGCGAGCGGCUGGAGCGCAGUCGCAUCGAGGCGCGGCUGCGGCUGACGGCGGCGCAGCGCCAGGCGGACGGACAGCAGCCCUGGAAGCCCAGGCUGGAGCGGCUGGCCGAGGCCCGCUCGCUGGCUCCCUUCGAGAAGAAGGUGCUGCUGCUGCUGGUGGGCUGCCGGGUCAGCCCCUCCGUGUCCAGGACGCUGCAGGCUUGUGUCUCCAACGGCUGCUUCAGCGGUGGCCUGCUGACGGUUGGCAACCUGCUGCUGGCCUUCUACCCGGACGACCUGGGCGAGCAGAUCAACGCGCGGCGCUACUUCUACAAGAGCGGCAGGCUCAUACAGGACGGCAUCCUGACCCUCUCCGGUACCGACUUCUCCAAGGACAUCAUGGAGCAGGGUGUUGACCUGGACCGGCGCAUGCUUGACUUCCUGGUGGGGCUGGACACGGAGUUCAGUGACAUGGUGGACGGCAGCCACCUCUACUUCCCCGCAUACGCGAGGCUGGAGGACGUGGUGCUGCCGGCGGAGCAGAAACAGCUGAUCGUGGAGACGGUGGAGAACUUCUCACGCUACAAGAAGGCUCGUACGGCACUGGGCAUGGAUGCGGGUCCCGGCUGCGGUCUGGUGCUGCUGUUCCACGGCGCCUCGGGGGUGGGCAAGACCAUGAUGGCGAAUGCGGUGGCGAAGCAUGUGGGGAAGAAGGUGCUCCUCAUCAACUUCCCCUCCCUGGGCGGCAACCAGUCGGGCGAGAUUGUGCGGUUCAUAUUCAGGGAGGCCAAGAUCCACGAUGCGCUGCUGUUCUUCGAUGAGUGUGAGUCCAUCUUCGAGGACCGCGAGCGCGGCUCCCACGCGGUCAACAUGCUGCUCACGGAGGUGGAGCGGUACGACGGAAUCAGCAUCAUGGCAACAAACAGGCCGCACGACAUCGACGAGGCCAUGCACCGGCGCAUCACCAUGGCCUUCGAGUUCCGCCGCCCCGACCACCUGCAGCGGCUGGAGAUCUGGAGGAAGCAGCUGCCGCCCGCUUGCAGGCUGGAGCCCGACGUGAACCUGCCCGCUCUGGCGCUCAAGUACGAACUGUCGGGCGGAUACAUCAAGAACGCCGUACAGGCAGCGCUGUCCAAGGCCACCUCGCGCACCACCGAGGGGCAGCCCAUCUCUCUGAGCCAGUCCGACCUGCUGGCAGGAGCGGCGCUGCAGCUGCGGGGCGCACUGCGGCUCAAGGACCAGGACCGGCAGCGGGUACCCCGGCGGGGUCUGGAGGAGGUGCUGCUGCCCGCCCCGCUCAAGGAGCAGCUGGAGAAGAUCGUGCAGCACGAGAAGGCCCGCGCGGUGCUGGUGGGGCAGUGGGGCUUCGGGGCGGGUGGGGAGCUGUCCGGCACCACCUGCCUCUUCCACGGGCCGCCGGGCACCGGCAAGACGCUGGCGGCGGAGGCGGUGGGGUACGAGACAGGCAGGCCGCUCAAGGUGGUCAACUGCGCGGGUCUGGUGUCCAAGUGGGUGGGCGACACGCCCAAGAACAUCGACGCGCUGUUCGCGGAGGCUCGCGCGCUGGACGCGGUGCUUGUGUUCGACGAGGCGGAGGGGCUGUUCGGCAGCAGGCCCUCCGACGUGAGCUCGGCGACCGACCGCUACGCCGCCAUGGACGUGGGUGUGCUGCUGUACCACCUGGAGGUGCACCCGGGCAUCGUGGUGCUCAUCACCAACCAGCCGGCCGCGCUGGACAGGGCCUUCUCGCGCCGCAUCCGCUUCAUGCUGGCCUUCCAGAUGCCGGACGCGGCGCUGAGGGCGCGGCUGUGGAGGGCGGCGGUGCCGGCGCAGACACCGCUGGCGGCCGACGUGGACUGGACGGUCCUGGGAGAGCGUUACGAGCUGUCCGGCGGCGCCAUCCGCAACGCCGUCAUCCGGGCUGCCACGCGGGCCGCACUGCGCAUGACGGAUGCGGGGAAAGAGGGCACCGCCGCCGCAGCUGCCGCACCAGCCUCUGAAGCAGCCGGUGGCGGUGCUGCUGCUGCUGCUGCCGCUGGGUCAGCUAAAGCGGCAGGCAGCGGUGCAAGCCCCGCUGUUAAAGCAAGUGCCGGUGGUGGUGGUGGUGGUGGUGGUGCUGGUAAAGGUGCGGCGGUGGGUGGGGUGGUGUGCAUGGCGGAUCUGACUGCGGAGGCGGCGGAGGAGGUGAGCCGGGGGGACGGAGCCGUCGCGCAGCAGGUGCGGGCCAUGUACAUGUGAAGGCAGGCCAGGGCGGAAGGCAGGGGCGUGUGGGUGUGGGUGUUGGAGCAACGGAGCAGCGGAAGUGUACUGAUGACCCUAGCUGUCGACUGGGUGGGUGCUUCAUGGACGGAUACGGGACCGUGGCUGUGCUGGGGGGCUGGGGGGCAGGUGGGGCAGCUGGGUGGUGGGGCUAGGAAGGACGGUGUGGGCCCGCGAUCUACUGCUUACCUGGCUACAACUACCGGACGACCCGCAGAGAUAUGAGGAGUGAGCGAGUGACCGAUGCCGUUGAGGUUUGUUGGCUGUUUGGUUGGUUGGUUGCUCUGGGAGUUGCGGCGUUAGUGGGCGCAGUUGGCAUCGCUCUCAGCCGGUAGCAACGGUGUGGGAGGUAGUGAGAUACAGCUGUGCGGGGGGAACCGCUGGGCGGAUGUGGGCGCAUGCAGCUGGAAUAAGCGAGUGCGGGUUGGGCCUGAGUUGGCUGGGAGGCGAAUACUGUGUUGGCAGGGCACCGAGCAGGGUUUGAAACCUGGUAUCCUUUAGCCUUUGUCGUGCCUCAUGUUACAGGGACACGCACG
Molecule: messenger RNA, 3435 nt
Organism: Astrephomene gubernaculifera
Lineage: Eukaryota; Viridiplantae; Chlorophyta; Chlorophyceae; Chlamydomonadales; Astrephomenaceae
Source: the annotation of a GenBank genome assembly